CCGUGGGGGGGAAGCACGCGGGGGCGGCGGCGGGGGGGCUGCUGGCCCUGCACCACUUCUUCGGGGCGCAGGCGCUGUGGGUGGCCCUGCUGAGCGGGCUCUGCGUCCUCACCCUGCUCCUCAGCCGGGCACGGGCACAGCGAGGGCUCUGCCUCGCCCUGGCCGCACUCAGCUACCUGCUCAUGGGGGAGCUGCACAUGGUGGACACGGUGACCUGGCACAAGAUGAGAGGGGCUCAGAUGGUGGUGGCCAUGAAGGCCGUGUCUCUGGGCUUCGACCUGGACCGGGGGGCCGGGGGGUCCCGUGUGGAGCCGACCCCCGCGCAGGUGUUGGGGUACCUGUGCUCACCUGGAUCCGUCGUCUUCGGGCCCUGGGAGCCCUUCGGGGCUUAUCUCAGAUCUGUCGAGGGACCACCCUUG
Neopelma chrysocephalum (saffron-crested tyrant-manakin) is the source of this 419-nucleotide messenger RNA. RefSeq names its product porcupine O-acyltransferase (gene PORCN). The record is from RefSeq and is a predicted model, not a curated record. Gene Ontology annotation, molecular function: Wnt-protein binding; palmitoleoyltransferase activity. The transcript has 3 exons. NCBI's taxonomy places the organism in Eukaryota, Metazoa, Chordata, Aves, Passeriformes, Pipridae. Gene Ontology annotation, biological process: protein palmitoylation; canonical Wnt signaling pathway; Wnt protein secretion. Gene Ontology annotation, cellular component: membrane; endoplasmic reticulum. The annotation marks the transcript as partial.